GCUCUUCUGCUCGUCGCCGAUCCUUAUAUUCAUGUACAAGUUUUUGAAUACUCGAAUGUACGUGUUUAAUUUACACGUAUUUGUUGAUAACCUGACGCCGCUUGUCCUUAUCCAUCGCUUGCCUCCGCCAAUUCAAGCAAAUCAGUACCACUUGUCGUUAUAAUUGCCUAAUUAUAGCAUAUAUGUUAGAACCGAUGUGAUUAAGUUUAUAAAUAUUAUAACAAUGUUUGACAAGUAAAAUAACAAGAUCAGGAGGGUGUUUCAUAAAAAUUCUUAAGUGCUCGACUUAACUAAGUCUAAACUUAAGUCUUUGUUUUGUACACUUACGUGUUAAUUUUGAAUAUUUAAGUCUGACUUAAGUCUAGACUUAGUUAAGUCGACCACUUAAGAAUUUUUAUGAAACAUCCUCCGAAGACACAUGGUUCCAUGAAACUAAAUAACAUUGAUUGGAUGUAGUAUCUUGUGAUUAGGAUUGAAGCCUAUACUCUUUGCUUCAUAGUUUAAUAAAAAUAGAUCUCAGGUUUUACUCAAUGGAUGACAUCUUAAGUUAAGGACCGACGAUAUAAUCCAAGUCGAUCUCGAUUACUAUUGAUUAUAUAGAGAUUUUAUCCUAACUUGGUAUUUUUGAUAAGAUGUAGUCAAUAGAAGUUGACAGAUUCACUGAACAAUGUAGACAAGAUUUAUAGCAGAAUAUUCCUCACAAUCUAUGCAAAAACUAUAUAGGUUGUUACAUUGUUACAGAAUAUUCACAGACUAUUUGCAGAAUUUUGAAAAUUUUUGUAGAUAUUUUUACUUUUAUAAAAUAUUUCUCUGUAUAUCUCAAAGAAUUGAGAAUGGGAUUCAAAUUCAAAACGUUCUCAUCUUCAAAUUAGUUGAAUCUGAAAAUUUGCAGUCUAUGUGUUUAACUGUUAAUCGUUAAUUCUAGUAUUAGCAUCCUGUGUGCGAAAACUAUCCAAAAAAUAACGCAGUUGAAACGUCGUAGAGUUUCAAUCGACUGGAGUACAGUUCAAUCAAGGAAUUGAGUAAAUGCUUUUACAUAAACCAUUGAUUAAGUUUUUAUUGUGGAAACUAUGUCAUUUAAGGGGAAGUGCAACAUUUUGAUACAGACUUGCCAUUCCAAAUUAUACACUAGAUGAUCAAAUCAGUUCAAUCAUAAACGCUCUAAAGAAAUCUAGCAAUGUACAGGUUUUUGCCAGUAUAUAACAUAUGUGGAGCCGACCUGUUGUUUUCGUUUAUGCUGCAUAAAAACGCUUGCUAUUUAGCGCACAUUGAUCUUCCUUCCUGUAUAGUCAAAAUUUUCUUACAAGGACAAACAUCAUCUAUUAAUUUUUUUUCUUGCCCUUUUUUGUAUAGAAAAAAGCCUAAUUAAUCAGAAUAAAUAUAGAUUGAGAUCAGUCAUUCAAAAAUUUUCUAUUUUAUUUUUGAUUAUUGCUGUUUAUCUAAAUAAAUAUUAGCUGACAUACGCAUACACAUUUGGUUUAAUUUGUACGCCCAAAGUUGAACUUGAAUGUGUUUUAUUUAUUCACCACACUAUCUUUCAUUUUCAUUCAUCGUAGAACUACACUUUGCUCUUUUACUUUUCUUAAAUCAACAAAAAUGAGUCAUUACCAUCAGUAGACAAUUGAAAAUUAUUAGGUAAAAUACAAUUGUUCCCUUAAAACAGCAACUUUUUUGAAAGUUGAUUAGAUAAAAAGUAAGUAUUUAACUACCUCUGAACUUCAAAAGAAUGAAAAUGACUAGAUAUAAAUGUAUGUAUAUUUCUAAUCGAAUGUGAGUGACAACUUAAGGACAAGAAGGGAUAUUUGACUGAACUAUUUUAUCUACUCUCUUGAAUUUUUCCUCAUUAAUGAUAGUCACAAUUGAAAACUUAAAUAAAUGUGAGUUUAGUCUGCGUUUUUGAAUAAAUAUUGUAGAAUAUGUUUUUAUUUUCUUUCACAGUGUAUUCUGAAUACUAAACUACAGUUUUCUGAAAUCCAGCAAACAUACAAUUCUCUGUCAAUUUAAAAUGAUAUUCGAUACGUCAUUCUUCUCUUCGAUCGUGUUCAUCUGUAUUAUACUAUUAAUAAUUAGUUUUGUUCUAUCUUAUACACUUGGAAUUGUUAUGUCAAAUAUUAAACAACAAAAUGCUGAAAUAAAAUCAUCAAAAAACAACAACGAUCAAAAUAUAAUACUUUAUUUAAAUCCAUUAUCCGAUAUUAAUUUAGUUUGGGAUGAAAUCGAUACUAAAUUAAUAAUUAAUUCUGUACAAUUAAAAUUACAAGAUGAUAAUAUAAAUGAAUUUUCCUCUGAAUUAUCUGAUGAUGCCGUUUGUGAAUUUUCUGAUUGUUUUGAAUUAGAACUAGAAAAAUCUUUAGAAUGGAAUAAUGAUAAUUAUGAUGGAGAUCUAGACGAUAUUUGGAUAUCAAAUGAGAAAACGAGACGAAAAGGAAGCGAUUGGUCGUUGUACAAUAUGGCUUAA
Molecule: messenger RNA, 2458 nt
Organism: Didymodactylos carnosus
Lineage: Eukaryota; Metazoa; Rotifera; Eurotatoria; Philodinida; Philodinidae
Source: the annotation of a GenBank genome assembly